GAACCCAAUAUAUACGAGAAUAAAUACAAAAGCAAUAAAAAUAACAAAACAAGAUGAAAACAUCUCGAUUGAUAACGAUAUCUUUCUUGCUCAUGGCCAUAACAACAUCAUGUGGCGUUCUUGGUGAAGGCACCGACGUAGUUUAUGAUGCGGAUGCGCAGCCGGUUAUGGCCAACGUUCCUUAUUACAUCAGCUUCAUGACGUACGAGUACAAGAUGUGGAUUUGCCGUGUGAAUAUGGGAUCUAAUGAUCCCAAGUCAUGCCCACAACAACCGGUAAUGAUCACAAAUUCACCUAUAGAUCUUCCCACGCAAGUUAUGUUUCUAUUACCAGCAUCAGCACCAAAUAACACCGUACACGAAUCAACUGAACUCAACAUUAAGUUCAUUAAUCCUGGUCGAUGUGGUGAAUCCGGGUUCUGGAGAAUUGUUCAGAAUAGCACAACUUUAGAUGGUGAAGUUGUCUUGAACGGAUAUAAGUCAAGCAAAGACAGUAAGUUCUUUAUACAUAAAGCCAAUGAAUAUUACAAGUUUACUGCCGGAGACAACGACAAUGUUGAUCCAAUCACUAUCAGUCUAUCUAACGAACCAGUUGGUAGACAAAAGUUGUUGGCUAAGAGGUUUGCUGGAGAGAUGGAGGUUUAUUUCUACCGGAAUAUGCCUAAGGAAUAAGUUUAGUUUAUUUUUAUGUAAUGUAACGUUUUCAUUUCAAAAGAAAAUAAGAUUUUGUUGUAUAACAUGAUGUAUAC
Messenger RNA from Raphanus sativus (radish), 748 nucleotides. RefSeq names its product kunitz trypsin inhibitor 6-like. NCBI's taxonomy places the organism in Eukaryota, Viridiplantae, Streptophyta, Magnoliopsida, Brassicales, Brassicaceae. The transcript has a single exon. Gene Ontology annotation, molecular function: endopeptidase inhibitor activity. The coding region runs from base 54 to 671 and encodes 205 amino acids. The record is from RefSeq and is a predicted model, not a curated record.